UACGAAACGAGUUUAAAGUGCAAGUUAGGGAACGUAUUCGAGGUUUCUUUUUUUUCCCCCGUGAACAUCUUGAGAGGAAAUAAAUCUGUAAAAAAAUAAAAAAAACUUUGUUUUUCUUCACGUAACUCACGUAUGGAGUACCCGGUGGACCCAGAAUGGAGGGGAUUCUCCACCCAAAGAUGCUGCUCCAGCUGCUUGAGCAAUUCUUCUUUUAGUGCAUCUUCGAGUCCACAUGAGGCCUGUGCAAGUAUCAGCAGCAAGGAUCAACCACCACCCAAUGAGGCAAAACUGAACACGGCCUUCCUGGAGUACUUCCACAGACUGGGCAGCGGUGACAGAGAGCAGCAUGAGCUUGACGUUGGAUUCCUCAGUAGCCUCAUUGGAAGCGGUGCCAACGUGAACACCAAGGACCAGUACGGCCAGACGGCACUGCACAUGGCGGCGCAGGCAGGGCACCUUGACGCGGCGCGAUUCCUGGUGGAACGUGGCGCGCACGUUGACGAGCCGGACACGAACGGACGCACGCCCCUGCACGUGGCUGCCGCACUGGACCACCCCAAUGUCAUCGACUUCUUUGUGAAGCACGGAGGCGAUGUGGAGGCGGCGACGCGGGAGGAGCUUCAAACGGCCGCUCAUUACGCCGCCAAGCACGGCGCGCGAGCCGCCCUCGAGUGUCUAUACCGGCGCCUCUCCAACAUCCACGCCCGGGACUACUGCGCUCGCACACCGCUCUUCCUCGCCGCCAAGCACGGCCAGCGCGGCACGGUGCAGCUGCUACUGAACGUGGGGGCGGACGCUGGUGCCGAGGACUCGUUGGGGACAUCCUGCCUGAGCGUCAUUCUCGACACCGUUCCUGACAUGGCGCUGCUAGCGCUGAACCAGCUCCGCGUGAUAAAGGAGUCUGACCAGAAGCAAUACUUCUACCUAAAAAUACUGGAGCCGGCAGAAUCCGAUAAUCAAGAAAAGCCUGUUAAGAGCUUGUUGGAGCUCGUGGUGAUGAGGCGGCUGUAUCAGGUCGUGGACCACCCGGUCGUACGUAUGUUCAUCGACGUCAAGUGGAAUGCAUACGGCCUGAAAGGGAACUGCUGGACCUUGACCACCAAGAUGGCGUUCAUCGUGACGUGGAUGGUGCUGCUGGUGGCCGUGCCGUGGCCCCGUCGCCACGUCUACACUUUCCCCAAGGACUGGUGGCGGGUGGCGCUCGCCUUGUGGUGCGGCUCUCACGCUCUGCUGCGCUUGGUGCUCGAGGUGCGCCAGCUCCUCUCCUCUCGCCGCUCGUUCGCUGCUUGGAAGAAGCUGCGGUACCAGGAGAUCAUCAGCGACUGCCGCUUCUGCCACCCGUGCUGGCCUGAGGAAAGCGUCUACCUUCAGAACCAGAUGAAGAAGCUGAAAAAAUCACAGGCUUUCUACUUCUUGGACUACUGGAACGUAUUGGACUGGGUGGUGCUGCUGGUGCUGUUGGCGGCGCUAGUGACACACGUGGCGGACGUGAUAAGGCCGAGCGCCGCCCUCGCCUGCACCCACGUGCGCCUGGCAGCCGUGGCAAUAGUACCGCUGUGGCUGUGCAACCUCAAGCAGAUGCGGUCCUUCUGGGUGAUCGGCCCCUUCAUCGUGAUGCUGGGCAAGAUGGCGGUCCACUUCUUCAAGCUCCUCUUCCUCCUCCUGCAGUUCUUUGUGCCGUACAGCAUCGCGUUCCUCCUCGUGUUCCACAACUCUGGCAUCGAGACCCUGGCAUCGGGUCACAUGACAGCAUUCCAAGUGCUGCGCUUGGGCUUUACGGACGAAUACGAGGCACUGGCCAUGCUGGCCCACGCGCCGCUCAUGACCCCGCUGCUCGUCGUCUCCUACGUGGGCCUCGUCUCCAUCGUCUGUCUCAACAUCUUCGUGGCUAUGCUCAACGACGCCUACGAGAGUGUGAGCGAGGACCCGCGUGCCAACAUGUACAUGCAGCGCGCCAGCGUGCUGCUGGGGCUAGAGAAGAGCGUAUUCUUCCGCGGGGAUCGCGAGGUCACUCGCCGGUUCCUGCACGACGAAUGCUCGCCACUCCACGCCUCCUACAGCCACGAACGUGCGGUACAGACAGAUUCCGAGUUGCUCACGGCAGCGUGUGAAAUCCAGGAUGGUCUGGAGGAACUCAGGGAGUACGUGCAUGAUGACCACACAAACGGAGAGACCAAGGAGAUGUCUUCCACCACCAGGCCUCAGUCUCCCCGGCCAUUUCCAUCGGGCUCUCUGUCGUCGGUGUGCCAGGAGGUGCUGGAUAUUCACUGGCAGCUGGACCUGCUGCGCAUGGAGCAGCGUGACACCAUUGCCCACCUGAAAUACAUGCUGCGCGACCUGCACCAGCGGCUCAACGCAUACACCCCCAUAGAUGGGCAACCAGGGGCCAUGGAUGGUGCGAGUGCAGGGUUUGUGGAAGGAAUAGAGACACCACCAUUGCACGUUGUUUGGGAGCGGCCGGACCAAGCCAGCGAAAGCAGCGUGGAGGCUCCAUCUACAAGCACCGGUUAAAGGAAUACCCCUUGCUGUACUCAUCAUAUGAUGGAUCUUUGAAGGAAGACGCAACGCAAAAUCAAACAGCUGUUGAUGCAUAUCGAGGGUGUGUGUUGGAUUAGCCAACAUGAGUUGUAAACUUCAUGAAUGAGAAAAUUACUUGAAAAGUAAGUUUAGGUGUUCCUUCAGAUUCCAGUGGUGUUGCUGCGCCGAU
Molecule: messenger RNA, 2707 nt
Organism: Lethenteron reissneri (Far Eastern brook lamprey)
Lineage: Eukaryota; Metazoa; Chordata; Hyperoartia; Petromyzontiformes; Petromyzontidae
Product: transient receptor potential channel pyrexia-like
Biological process (GO): calcium ion import across plasma membrane
Cellular component (GO): plasma membrane
Molecular function (GO): calcium channel activity; protein binding
Source: RefSeq, a predicted model, not a curated record